Molecule: messenger RNA, 1167 nt
Organism: Gastrolobium bilobum
Lineage: Eukaryota; Viridiplantae; Streptophyta; Magnoliopsida; Fabales; Fabaceae
Exons: 3
Coding region: 1-1167 (388 amino acids)
Source: RefSeq, a predicted model, not a curated record
AUGGAAGAGGAUGAGAAGUCAAUGUCGUUCGAGGAGGGUGGGUAUGGGUAUAACUUUGAAGAGUUGAACACGCCUCCUUCAAGUGGUGCUGAAGAGGAUGAAAAGGUUGUCAAUCCAAAAUUUAAUGUGCAUGAGGAGUUUGGUCAUGUACACUUAGAGGUAGGAAUGGAGUUUGUGAGUCUUCAAUUAUUUAAAAAUGUUGUCAAAGACUACAGUAUUGAUCUAGGAAGACAAUUCAAGUGGCUGAAGAAUGACAAAGUGAGGGCCCGAGCAAAAUGUAGUAAUGAUGAAUGUGAUUGGAUGAUUUACUGUUCGUGGAACAACAAAAUGAAAGCUUUCCAAAUCAAGACUUUUAAUAACAUCCACACUUGCUGCAGACUUUUUAGAAACAAGAGGGCAAGUAGGGAUUGUGUUGCAAAGAAGUUAGAAAAAAGGCUAAUGACCCAGCCGAACAUGACAAGGGCUGAGGCCUACGACCACAUGAAAGAGGAGUACAAAGUUCAUGUCCAUUUGAAGAAAGUGAACAAAGCACUUCAGAAAGCCAAGGCCAAAAUCGAAGGGUGUGAAAAAGAACAGUACGCAAAAUUGAGAGACUACUUAGGUGAGCUAUUGAGAAGCAAUCCAGGGUCUACAUGUCAAAUGCAAGUGAUCCCACAACCUUAUCCGAACUCCUCUCCCAUAUUUUCUAAGUUGUACAUUUGUCUGGAUGCAUGCAAGAAAGGGUUCAAAGCUGGCUGCAGGCCCUUAAUUGGUUUGGAUGGAUGUUUCUUGAAAGGAUAUUAUGGAGGUCAAUUGAUAAGUGCAGUUGGGGAGGAUGCCAACAAAAGUUUCUUUGUCAUUGCAUAUGCAGUUGUUGAUAGUGAAACAAAAGAGAUCUGGAAGUGGGACCAAUUAGUCCCCCGUUCAAUUUGUCAGGGACCAAAACGACCAUCGAGGGAAAUUGCCAGGGACCUAAUUGAUCCUCGUAUAUUUAAGUCAGGGCUGAUUCCAGCACUGCAAGAGGUGAUGCCUGGUGCAUAUCAUCGUUUUUGUGAUGCAGCACGUUUGGAAGAAUUUCAUAAAGCAAUGGAAAGACAAGGCAAUUCAAGCCAUGGUUUGGGAGUGUUCAAGAUGCACCACUGUCCCCCAGUUCCAGCAAUGCAUGGCACGGUUGAAAGUAAAGAAUGA